Rotaria sp. Silwood1 is the source of this 120-nucleotide messenger RNA. The record is from the annotation of a GenBank genome assembly. Lineage: Eukaryota; Metazoa; Rotifera; Eurotatoria; Philodinida; Philodinidae.
AUGUCCAAGAAGUCAACAAGAAUUAAAGCAGGUUUAAUAUCAAACAGAACAGCAAAACUUGCUGCAAACCUUUAUAUUGAUGAAAUAGCAAGAAGUGGUGAAGAUUGGACUGAUGAUGCA